AUGGCAAACAAAGCUGCUCUGCAGAACCAUGUUUGGAAGCCAAAGGCAAAUAUGUGCAUGGAAAGCGCAGAUGUGAAGAGACCUAUUGCUGGCAGCUUCCAGAAAGAGCAAGAGGUCAUUCCCAUGCCUUCCAGCUGUCCCAGCUUUGCCAUUGUGGAAAUUUCUGAAAACAUCCGGGCAAAACUUUAUUCAUUAUUGUGCAAGUUAGGUUUUGAAAAUUUGCCUGGUUUGUCUGCUAAGGAUUUUGUCACUCUUGCUAUCAUACGGCGGUAUAUUGACUUUAAGGUUGGAGAAGUUUGGAGCGAAGUGUGUGCAGAACUAAGAGAAGAAUUCAGACCUAUUGGUUCAGAUGAGAAAAUACUGAAAGUUAUUUCAGAAGUGUCAGAAAAUAUUGGAAAAAUGGUCACUGCUUACCAGACUGAAGUGCUUGAAAAUCAUCAUCACCAAGAAAUCCAAGAGGAGAAAAAAACAUACACAAAGAUUCGUGCUGUCCAUAAGCAGAAAGAAAUGGUAAAUAAAUCUUGGGAAAAUUUCUUAACUCGGACAUCAAACUAUGAAGCACUGAAGGUAAGAAAAAUCUGA
This is a messenger RNA of Meleagris gallopavo (turkey), 582 nucleotides long. The record is from RefSeq and is a predicted model, not a curated record. Lineage: Eukaryota; Metazoa; Chordata; Aves; Galliformes; Phasianidae.